AUGGCUUCUGAUCCCGAUGCUGGCGUCCCCAACUUGAACCUCACCCCCGAGGAGAAGCGAGUCUACGGCCAGCUCUUCCGCGCCGCCGAUACCGAUGCCGUUGGAGUCAUCACCGGCGAGGUGGCUGUCAAGUUCUUUGAAAGGACAAAGUUGGAUUCCCGCGUCUUGGGAGAGAUAUGGCAAAUCGCCGACAAGGAAAACAGGGGCUUCCUCACCCCAGCAGGCUUCGGCGUCGUCUUGCGGCUUAUCGGGCACGCGCAAGCCGGUCGCGAACCUUCCCCCGAGCUCGCCCUGUCGCAGGGUCCGAUUCCUAGAUUUGACGGCUUCACCCCGACUCCCGCCCCCGCCCCCGUUCCCGGCCCGGCCCCGUCGCCUGCGAUGCCUGCUGCUAUGGUUUCCCCGCAGGCCACCGGUUCCGGCCCCAUCCGGAUCCCGCCCCUGACCCCCGAGAAGGUCUCCCAGUACUCGGCCCUGUUCGAGAGACAACCGCUGCAGGGAAACAUGCUCCCCGGCGAGCAGGCGAAGCAGAUCUUUGAGAAGUCGGGACUGUCUAAUGAGAUUUUGGGAAGAAUUUGGAUGCUGGCCGAUACGGAGCAGCGUGGUGCGCUGGUGCUGACCGAGUUCGUCAUUGCCAUGCACUUGCUUACCUCGAUGAAGACGGGUGCGCUGCGCGGUUUGCCCACCAUCCUUCCUGCCGCGCUGUACGAAGCCGCUACGAGACGCGCCCCCGUUGGCGGGAUUCCUCCGCCCGGCCGAUCCCCGACGACCGCUACUCCGCCCCUUCCGCCCGCUGCUAGACACCUUACCGGCCCUGCGCAACUUACGCAGACGAGAACUGGCAGCCCGCUGGGACGUCCGCCACUUCCCGCGCAACCGACUGGCGAUUGGCUGAUUAACCCGGCAGACAAGGCGCGGUUCGAUCUGUUGUAUGAGGAGCUGGAUAAGCAGAAGAAGGGCUUCAUCACGGGCGAGGAGGCCGUGCUCUUCUUUAGUCAGUCCAACCUCAACGAGGAUGUGCUUGCUCAGAUCUGGGACCUUGCGGAUAUCAACUCGGCUGGUCGUCUCACCCGGGACGAGUUCGCCGUUGCUAUGUACUUGAUCAGAGAGCAGAGGACUAAGCCCGGUCAGGUUCCUCUACCUACUACUCUGCCUCCUAACUUGAUUCCUCCUAGCAUGCGCGCCCCGCAGGGUCGCCCUCAGACUGCUACUGGUGGCUUCCAGCCCCCUCGCCCGCAGCCCCCUGCGCCGAAGCCUUCGGCUUUGGAAGACUUGUUUGGUCUGGAUGAUCCUCAGCCUCCUGCGGCCGCUCCGGCUCCGGUGCAGGUUCCUAUCGCUACGGGUGGAUCGGUCGAUCCGUUCGGCAACAGUGCUAGUCCCAUUGCGCCGUCUUCGCCUAUCCGCCCCGUUGCGACGGGCUCGAACUUUAGGCCGUUUGUUCCUUCGUCAUCUUUUGGUCGCGGUUUGACUACGCAGGUUACCGGUGGUUCGAACAGCUCGGCACCGGCGGGUAGUGUUAGAGCUUCUCCGCUGCCGCCAACAGUUGAAGACGAUUUGCUGGGUGACGCCGACCCCGAAGUCAACAACAAGCUCUCCAACGAGACUACUGAGCUCGCCAACCUCUCAAACCAAAUCGGCUCGCUCACCAAGCAGGUUCAGGAUGUCCAGACCCAGCGAACUAACACCCAGAACGAUUUGAGCCAAGCCAGUCAGCAGAAGAAGAACUUUGAACAACGCCUCACUCAGCUGCGCGCCUUGUACGAAAAGGAAGCCCAGGACGUCCGCGCUCUCGAGACACAGCUCAACACUGCCAAGGCGGAGACCAAGAAGCUGCAGACCGAGUUCGCCAUGAUCGAAGCCAGUUAUCUCGAACUGCAGAACCAGCACCGCACUGUUGUUGCUGGCUUGCAAGCCGACCAGCAGGAGAACGCCUCGUUGAAGGAGAAGAUUCGCACGGUAAACGGGGAGAUCGCUCAGCUGAAGCCGCUGGUUGAGAAGUUGAAGAGCGAGGCCAGGCAGCAGAAGGGAAUGGUGGCUAUCAACAAGAAGCAGUUGAGCACGGUGGAGGGGGAGAAAGGAAAGCUACAAAAUGAAGUUGAGGGCCUUAAUAAGGAGAAGGAGGAACUGGCUAGGCAGGCGGAGCUCGCCAGGCAAGCUAGCCCGGUGCAGCAAGUCACUAGUCCCGCCCUGUCCACUGCAAGUGGUAACAACCCCUUCUUUAGGAGGACGGGAAGUGCGGACAUCAGCGCUGCGUUCGCUUCGAGGUCGAUGAGCGGACAGAGUUUCGAUGAUGUGUUCGGCCCCUCGUUGAACGCCCCUAUCCAGAGCCCGACGCCACCUCCUGCUGCUGUUUCUCCUGUUCCCCAGGUUGCGGCGUUCAAGGCGCAGAAUACCGGCACGUCGACCGGUAGUUUCGGUUCGGGGUCGUUCGCUACGCCGGGCAGCACUUCGCCUACAAUUUCAAGGCAGCCUACUAUCACUGCUGAGAGCGCUGCUGCUCCUGGUGGUGCCUUCUCCCCAUUCGGUGAGCCCAGCGGUAGCGGUUCUCGUGCCCCCUCGCGUCAUGGAUCCCAGGAUCAGACUCCUGCUGCUGCUGCUCUCCCCAUCGAGCCCGUUCAGACCGGCCAGUCUGCUACUUCCAACCGUCCCAUGUCGCCUGCAUCCACUACUAGCCAGUCUAAGGCCCCAGCCGCCCCCGUUGAGGCCGAUCCUUUCGCUGUCAAUACGGACGCUAAAGCCAAGGAGGACUUCGAGUCUGCGUUCGCUAGCUUUAAGAACUCAAAUGCUAAGCCCGCUGCUGCUGCGGAGACUGCAAAGGCUGGUGGAUUCUCCAAGUUUGACUCGGAGUUCCCGCCUAUUUCUGAGCUGGAGCGGGACGAUGAGAGUGAUUCGGAGAGCGAGGCGGGUGAGGCGAAGGGCGGGUUUGGAUUUGAUGAUGAUUUCGCGCCUGCUAGCCCUCCGGUCAAGCCUCCCGUGAGCGCUGAGGCCGGUCAAGCCGAAGCAGUUGCUGCGCCGGCUGCUGCUGAGCCAGUUGCCAGCGAGACAUCCUCAUUCACUACUGCCCCUGUCUCAUCUCCAGCUUCUCCAGCUCCCCUAGAGGUAUCUAACAACGAAAACAACAGCACCAGCGCCGCCGCCGCUAGCAACGCCGACCUCGACGAUAUCUGGGGCACUCGUUCUCCCGCUCCCGCCGCUGCUCCCGUUCCUACCUCAACCACUACUGUUACCGUCCCCGCUACCGCUCAACCCCCCGCUACCGCUGUCCCCGCUACUGCCCAACCUCCUGCUGCUACCUCCCAAUCCUCCAAGGGUGCCUUCGACGACCUAGAUGAUGAAUUCGCCGACCUCGAAGACGCCAAGGAAGGCAGCUCCGCCGACGACGUAGAGGACUUCGCCAACAUUUCCCGCUCUGGGUUCGGAGAUGACGGUUUUGGCAGCGGUAGCCAGUUCGGCUCUCCCCCGCCUAGCCAGUCCAAGAGUGAUUUCGACUUUAUCCCUUCCCACCAGGCGACUCAGUCUCAAGGAUCGUUUGCUGCGCCAAAGGCGGAUGCCCAUGACUGGGAUGCUAUCUUUGCGGGUCUUGAUGAGGGAAGCCAGGCUCAGCAGGGUGGUCAAAGUCCGUUUGAGAGCUUGGAGACGCCGAGACCGGGGUCGUCCGCCAACCCGCAAGCCCAAACUGGUGGGGAGCAGAAGGAGGGUGAGGGCAAGGAGCAAAAGAAGGAGGGUGGUGAGGAGAGGCCAGCACCGGGCAGAGCGUUGACGGAGUCUGGGGAACACGAUGAUCCGAUUGUGAAGAACUUGACGAGUAUGGGGUACUCGAGACAGGAUGCGGUGAAGGCGUUGGAGAAGUACGAUUAUAAUUUGGAGAGGGCCGCCAACUACCUUGCUAGCCAGUCUUAA
Neurospora tetraspora is the source of this 3897-nucleotide messenger RNA. RefSeq lists its product as uncharacterized. Lineage: Eukaryota; Fungi; Ascomycota; Sordariomycetes; Sordariales; Sordariaceae. Gene Ontology annotation, molecular function: protein binding; calcium ion binding. The transcript has 5 exons. The record is from RefSeq and is a predicted model, not a curated record. Gene Ontology annotation, biological process: endocytosis; endosomal transport. Bases 1 to 3897 code for a protein of 1298 amino acids. Gene Ontology annotation, cellular component: cytoplasm; plasma membrane.